Messenger RNA from Phyllostomus hastatus (greater spear-nosed bat), 1820 nucleotides. It is a transcript of the gene GBX1, whose product is annotated as gastrulation brain homeobox 1. The record is from RefSeq and is a predicted model, not a curated record. Gene Ontology annotation, molecular function: DNA-binding transcription factor activity, RNA polymerase II-specific; RNA polymerase II transcription regulatory region sequence-specific DNA binding. Gene Ontology annotation, cellular component: nucleus. NCBI's taxonomy places the organism in Eukaryota, Metazoa, Chordata, Mammalia, Chiroptera, Phyllostomidae. Bases 1 to 1095 code for a protein of 364 amino acids. Gene Ontology annotation, biological process: regulation of transcription by RNA polymerase II; regulation of nervous system development. The transcript is spliced from 3 exons.
AUGCAGAGAGCUGGAGGCGGGAGCGCCCCCGGGGGCGGCGGGGGCGGCGGCGGCGGGGGCCCGGGCACUGCCUUCUCCAUCGACUCUCUGAUCGGGCCGCCGCCGCCGCGCUCCGGCCACUUGCUCUACACCGGCUACCCCAUGUUCAUGCCCUACCGGCCCCUCGUGCUGCCGCAGGCGCUGGCCCCUGCGCCGCUGCCCGCAGGCCUCCCGCCCCUCGCCCCACUGGCCUCCUUUGCCGGCCGCCUCACCAACACUUUCUGCGCGGGGCUGGGCCAGGCCGUGCCCUCGAUGGUGGCGCUGACCACCACGCUGCCCAGCUUCGCCGAGCCGCCGGACGCCUUCUACGGGCCCCCGGAGCUCUCAGCCGCCGCCGCCGCUGCCGCCACGGCCACGGCCGCCCGAAACAACCCCGAGCCGGGCGGCCGACGCCCGGAGGGUGGGCUGGAAGCCGACGAGCUGCUGCCCGCCCGAGAGAAAGUGGCAGAGCCCCCGCCGCCCCCACCACCGCACUUUUCAGAGACUUUCCCGAGUCUGCCGGCAGAGGGGAAGGCGUACAGCUCAGAUGAGGAGAAGCUGGAGGCGCCAGCCAGAGACCCGGCAGGCAGCGAACAGGAGGAAGAGGGGUCCGGCGGUGACAGCGAGGACGACGGCUUCCUGGACAGUUCUGCAGGGGGCCCCGGGGUGCUCCUGGGACCCAAACCGAAGCUAAAGGGAAGCCUGGGGACUGGAGCCGAGGAGGCGGCCCCCGUGGCAGCGGGGGUCACGGCUCCCGGGGGCAAGAGCCGAAGGCGCCGCACGGCAUUUACCAGUGAACAGCUUUUGGAGUUGGAGAAGGAGUUUCACUGCAAGAAAUACCUGAGCUUGACAGAGCGUUCCCAGAUCGCCCACGCCCUCAAGCUCAGUGAGGUGCAGGUCAAGAUCUGGUUUCAGAACCGGAGGGCCAAGUGGAAGCGCAUCAAGGCUGGUAAUGUCAGCAGCCGCUCCGGGGAGCCCGUCCGGAACCCCAAGAUCGUCGUGCCCAUCCCCGUGCACGUCAACAGGUUCGCCGUGCGGAGCCAGCACCAGCAGAUGGAACAGGGGGCGCGGCCCUGAGGGGGCCCCCCGAGGACCUGGGGAGGCAGAGGGUCCGCUCCUCAGCCUACUCUGAGACCGGGCUAGGGUGCUGGGACCAGAGGGGGACCGCUGUGAUUCUGCCCCGGAGGGGGCUCUGUCGGCAAUGCCCGUCGCCCCAGGUGCGCUCUCCGGCAGCCGGAGCCGCAGGCGCUCGGCCCUGAGCCUGCCGCCAGAGACAGACCCUCAGGACCGGGGCUCCAGGGCUCCAGGGGCUUGGGCUCUCGUUGCCCAGGAGCCGCUGGGACCGUGGUGGACUCCUGGGAAGGGGGUGGGUGCCCAAAUGCCCGGGGCCUGAAAGGUUCCCGGGUCACUUCUGACGGUGGCGGGAGGAGCCCCGGGCGAUGGCUGGCCGAGCCGGCCACAGCUCCUUAUUUAUUCCGUGUAAAGUCUGUACGUGUGUGGGUCCCUCUGCCUCUGUGUGUCUGCCCCCGCGAGAGGCCUGGGAACGCCGUUUCCUCGGCCCUCGGCCGGAGUCCAGCUCCCUCUCACCGCCCUGGAGCGAGCGGCCCCUGCCCGCCUGCACUGCAAGGACGUGCAGAGAGACGAACCGGGACCCUCACGAGCCUCCUUGGAACCCCUGGGCCCACGCCAUCUCCUCUCCCGAGAACUACCUCCGCGUCCGCCCGCCCCAGCCCGGGGCCUGCCCCGUGCGCGCGCCCCUCGGCCUCCCGCUCCCGACACGGCACUUUUCCCUCUCCCCAUUA